This is a messenger RNA of Ilyonectria robusta, 930 nucleotides long. Its product is annotated as acyl-CoA N-acyltransferase. Gene Ontology annotation, molecular function: acyltransferase activity, transferring groups other than amino-acyl groups. The transcript has a single exon. Bases 10 to 729 code for a protein of 239 amino acids. The record is from RefSeq and is a predicted model, not a curated record. NCBI's taxonomy places the organism in Eukaryota, Fungi, Ascomycota, Sordariomycetes, Hypocreales, Nectriaceae.
GUCAGAUGCAUGUAUAAGGGAUCCCUUUCCGUCCCGGCACAGAAGUUGUCGGCUUACCACUACUCCAGCAUCUCACAGCCCUCAGAUUUGUCGAGAAACAACGCCGAUUUGUUUUAUAUCAUGGAUUUCAAAGGACUUGCAAACGCGUUCCGAUCUAAACGCCUCGUCUACCGGGCUUUUGAAGAUAAUGAAGCCGACAAGCAUUUCUUAUUUGCUCAGAUCGAGAACGACCCCGUCAACACGACACUUGCCGAUCUGAGCAUGGUGCAGCCGCGAAACAAGAAGCAAACCGAUCUUUUGGCCAAAAGGAUAGCUGAGUCGACCCUAGGGGUCAUGAUCUGCAUCCCUCCGGGAGGUGACAGCAAGGAGGACGCUACACCUGUGCCCAUCGGCUUCCUGGCUUUAAGCUGCGGAGGCGCGGAACAAGUGCACAGUCGAUCGACCAGUCUUGGCAUCAUGCUGGCUACUCCUUACCAGGAUCAAGGUUAUGGCAAAGAAGCCAUCAACUGGGCGCUGGAUUGGGCGUUUCGAUAUGGAGGUUACCAUCGCGUCGGGCUCACUACUCUCUCUUACAACGAGCGUGCUCUGCACCUGUACAAGCAGCUGGGGUUUGUGGAAGAAGGUCGUAGUCGCGAGACGUACUGGCAUGAUCGGAAGUGGUAUGACCUAGUUGGCUUUGGGAUACUGGAGAACGAGUGGGCUGCCUUGAGAGGUCUAGAAGAAACUUGAGUGAACGAUGAUGGAUGAGUCUAGGACGGUGUAUUUGACCUUAUUUUGUGUCGGCAAAUAGAAGAUCUGGUUUUUUUUUGGGUUAUAGUUAUGCCAAGAGACGUACAAUUCAUCAGCCGAAACAAUAUACUACCGAGUUCGAGAAUGAUUGCACAAGUGUUCCGACACAUCAACGUCCUGGCCUGGGCUGAAUGAUCUUUG